UGUUAUGAUCGUGCAGCGCUCUUCUUUUCUACCGGUAUGUUAGCUUCUGUUUUCAAUUGACAGUCUUUUUAUAUUAGUGUUUUAGCGUUUUUCUAAUGCAUAUUUGAACCACCAAAGCUACAUGUGUAUACUCGUUUAAAGAAAGUGUUUUUAUGAGUCGAGUUAGCCAAACAGAGCCAUUAGCAGUAUCUGUCGAGCCUAUCCGUAUUAUGCAACAAAGAAAAGCUUAUAAAAAAGCCUUGUAUUGAGCAGCAAUUCAGCCUGCAUCAUGACGGAAAGAGCCAGCAAAGUAACACCGAGAGGAAGUUUGUCAUUGUCUAAGAGUAAGAAGAAAGGCAAUGUCAAAGCUGGGAUUUCUGCCAGUCCUGCCACCACCACACCUCCCAUCAGCUCCUUCUUCAGCAGCCAGCCCCCCCCUAAACUGGCCUGCCCCCUGUGUGGCCAGCUGGUACCAAGAUUCAAGAUCAAUGAGCACAUUGAUUUGCAAUGUCAGAACUUUGAGAGAGGAGACAGCAGUGCAGCCUCAGCAAGUGAUACUGUCGUGCCAAGCAAGCAGCUGUCACCCAUAAGGAAUCCCCCAAAGUCCCUAAAGCUGGAUCCAAAGAAUGAAGAAGAAAUCAAAGGCACCAAGACCAGCCCUUAUUUCAAGAAGAAUGAUUCUCAGCAGGCACCACUGGAAUUGAGAAGUAAAAGUGUGGUGAGGACCAUUGACCUGGGAAGUCUCUCCUCCAAGUUAUCUAUGAAAGGACAUAAGUCACCUAAGAGGACAAAGACAGGAGAUAAACGGGCACCAAUGGAUCCUGAAAAGGCGAUAUGUUCAUCUCCUGAGACCCUCAGCAGCUCACAGAAAGAAAAUAUUCAGACUUUAGAAGCCGAACAAGAUGGUGUGACAGUCAUUGACCUCACAGACACUAGUAAUGACUCUCCAACAGCAGUGGAAGAUAUAUCAUGUUUAGACAAAGGACGUAAUCCUGAACGCAAAGCUCCUAAAUCAGAGAAAGUGGUUACUCUAAAGCUGCUCUCUUCUUCCUCUAAAGUUUUGGUGUCUAAACUAUCAAAGAGAAAAAAGGGAACACCUUCCACUGGCAGCGCGUCAGGACUAAGAAAGAAAGCAAAAUAUGAGGGGAGCAGCGUUGAGCCAGAGGACGUGUUUUCUAGUGACAUUAAAGCAGCGAUGACUGAUACAGACCAGACUAAAACUGAGGGACCUUCUACCACUACUUGUGACCCCCUUCUGACUUCAGAGGAAACAAAUGAUGCAGCGAUCAAAAGUGAUACACAGUCAGAGUCUAUUACUGAGAGCAUCCCGAGUGACCAGGCUGUCGAUCCCCUACGGCUUCCCUACUACCUCCGUAACUUCCUGACCGUACUACAGGCUGUGCUGGAGAAUGAGGACGACAGGUCAUUGUUCAAUCAGGAUGACAUGUCACUCAUCCAUGCAUUCAAGAAACUCUCAGUCAUGGGGCAGAAGCUGUAUGUGAGACUCUUUCAGAGGAAACUGAAGUGGCUCCAAGUGAAUAAACUGGAUUAUGAAGAGAUAUGCAGUGAUCUGGGACCUGUGGCUCAGGAGCUGGUUCAAACUGGUUUUCUCCAGUCAGAGUGUGAACUUCAGGACUUGGGGGAGACUCUCGAUCUCCUGCCCGCUCCUGAUCUCAAAUCUCUGGCUAAGACUUUCCAUCUGGGCAAUUCUGGGACUCAGAAACAGCAGCUGGUGGACGGACUUCUCCGUUUGAGCCGGCAAAAGUCCCUCUUCUCUGUGUCCGCUGCUCAGAACAUCAUUGGGGCUGUCAUUCUCAAAAGGGCAAAGCAGCUUGCAAGUUCCUGUGUGCGCCUGUGUCGCGGUGCUCGAGCCGUCUUCUCUCGGAUCCUGCUCCUCUUCUCUUUGACGGACACCCUGGAGGACGAGGAGACGGCGGCUGGUGGGCAGAGCCAGCUGUUCACCAUUCUGCUGGUUAACUCUGGACGCCUGGCCUUCCCAGACUACACCGUGCAGCGUUCAGCCAAGGUGUUCCAGGACAGAGAGGAUCUCAUCAGAUAUGAAGCAUCCAUGCGGACCCUGCAGGAGGUAGUGUCAGCCAUGCAGGGGGGUCAAUGGGAAGAGGCCAUGGAGCUCUAUACUGCGGCUAAAAGUGUCUGGAAGGAGCUGAGGACAAACCAUGACCUCAGUCAUGAGGAGGAGCUGCCUGUGUUCCUACGCAGCUUCACUACAGGAUGGGCUUACACUCGGGUCUUAACCAGAGGGGUGGAGAUCUCGCAAAGGCUACGUUGCUAUGAGGAAGCAGUAGAGGAGCUGCAGUCCUUACUGUCGCAAUCUGUUUACUGUCCUGACAGUCGAGGCCGAUGGUGGGACAGACUGGCACUCAACCUUCACCAGCACCUUAAAAAACCUGAGCAAGCUAUAUGUGCUAUCAGAGAUGGGAUGUCAGACCCUCUGGUGCGUACUGGACACAAACUGUCUCUUCAUCAGAGAGCUGUCAGGAUGAAAGAGUCUGCCAGCCUGAAGAAGCAUCGCCUGCAAAUGAAUGACAUGCCCACUAUCCAAGUUGAAGAUGUCACUCAUGUGACCAUCCGGGGACAGCUGUUCCCCCACGAGGGGGGCAUGGGAAAAUCUAGGUUUCUUUUACCAGCAAUUGGAGAUGGGGGAGAGAGUUCUGAUGCCACUAUUAUAUGCUCUGUGGAAGACCUGUCUUUAGCACAUUACCAUCAACAAGGCUUUGACCAAGGGAUCCAUGGCGAGGGCUCUACAUUCUCAACAUUGUUUGGCCUUCUGCUAUGGGACAUCAUUUUUAUGGAGGGUAUUCCAGAUGUUUUUAGGAAUCCAUACCAGACAUGCCCGCUGGAUCUUUACACUGACUGUUUCUAUGAGAACAGAAAAGAGGCGAUAGAUUGUCGUGUGCAGUUACUCAGCGAGGCUUCUGUGGAGACUCUGCAUGUCAUGUUGGCGGAGGUGUGGACCUCCCAUGAGGGUAUAGUGUGUUCACUGGUCAACUGGGAGCGCUUCUCAUCCCUGCAACAGGCACAGUCCCUUGUGUCAUGCAUGAGAGGAGCCUUCUUAGGAGGGGUAAUAAAACGAAUGGCGAAGGACUACAGACACUGCCGUGGAGGUUUGCCUGAUCUAGUGGUGUGGAACACCUCAAACAACACCUACAAGCUGGUGGAGGUGAAGGGGCCAAGUGACCGGCUGUCCCAGAAGCAGCAGAUCUGGCUGGAUGAGCUUCAGAAGCUGGGGGCAGAUGUGGAGGUGUGUCACGUGACGGCGACAGGAGCCAGAGGAGCUCGUCUGGAAUAAGCAGACACAGAGGAACUGACUGAAAAGCUGCUAAUUAAUCAGAUUGUGGUCAAAAUGGAAACAUCAGCAGACAAGACUCUGGGAGAAAAUAUCUGGGUACUUUUUCUGAUUCAUGAUCAUCUAGAACCAAUGUUCAUCUCAAAAACUCACGUCAUCUUCAACAUGUCACAGAUGUAAUCCUAUUUCUGUAAAGGAAGUGUGCCUUGCAAUAUGUGGCGUUAACCUGAGGGAAACCACUGCAUCAGCGGGAAGAGGAUGAAGAUCACAAGAUGAAGAUCAUCACUGAGAAACAGAAAUAGAUUGCCUACAGAUAAUUAGAGUUGAUGUAUGACAUGAAACGAAUCCAAGGUUCACACACCAAACGAUGUUUUUUUUUUUUCUUCGGUUGCCAAGCAACAAAAACUCACAAUUUGUUGGAAGCUUAAAGAAUUGUAAGACAGCUCUACGAGAUUGUAUGCAAGUAAUUACUGUGAUAAAAUAGUACUCUACCAGAGAAAUGUAAGAACAAGGCUGCCAUUAAUGUAUUAAUCAUAUGGUUUAUAAAUGUCAGAAAAAUGUGAAUGUUCUUAGAGCCUGAGAUGCUUUCUCAACAUUGCUUGUUUGGUCUCAUCAAUAUCAAUACACUGUAUAAAAAAAAAGUUAACUAAGAAUAAAAAAUAA
Messenger RNA from Trematomus bernacchii (emerald rockcod), 3949 nucleotides. It is a transcript of the gene fan1, whose product is annotated as FANCD2 and FANCI associated nuclease 1. Bases 269 to 3289 code for a protein of 1006 amino acids. The record is from RefSeq and is a predicted model, not a curated record. Gene Ontology annotation, molecular function: 5'-3' exonuclease activity; flap-structured DNA binding; 5'-flap endonuclease activity. The transcript has 13 exons. Gene Ontology annotation, cellular component: nucleus. Lineage: Eukaryota; Metazoa; Chordata; Actinopteri; Perciformes; Nototheniidae. Gene Ontology annotation, biological process: interstrand cross-link repair.